UCGGCUAGUUAAGGCAUAAAUCCUUAUGAUCAACGCGAAAACAUAAAUAUCUCUAGUUCCCAGCGGCCCCACUUCUCCUGACUCUGGUGGCGGUCAAGAAGAAGGUGCAGCAUCAGAUGUCCAGAAACUCCAUAUAACGGGGGAUGAGUGUUGAUAUUCGGAGGGUGCUCGACAUGGAUUGGACACGAAAAGUUGAAUAUAGAUGCUGCCUGAAAGAGGCCUAUGUCCAUUGUGGAUGUACAUGUUAGUAUAUUGGCCAAAGAUGAGAUAAUCAAUCUAAAGAUUAUAUUACUAGCCCGAUCCCCGGUUAGCUUCAAAUUAAGAGAAUUCAGAAUCUUCAUUCAUUAUACCUAACCUAACCUGUUUACUUUCCUAUAUCUAACAACAGAUUUACUUCAUUUGAUUAGAUGAAGAAAAUCUGUUGGAAUCUUGAAUACGGAGGGAAGAGGCUGUUUAAAAAAAUCUCCUGACCCUAUCAGGCGUUAAAAACUUAUUGUUUAUGUAGAAUUAUUUGCAUACAAAUACGAACAAAAACUAUUUAUGGGCUAUUACAAAAUAAAAAAUUCUAAUAAAAAUCCCACGAGAUUGAUUUUAUCUCCAUACGCGCUGUUGGCCUUUUGGAAUGUUUUGGAAUUGAAAAACACAUACCUUGACCUUCUUUCUUGGAGUCACAUUAAUUUAUAUUCUACGUGUUUUUAAUUUAAUAUACACCUUAGUCAUUAGUUUUAGCAGUUGAUUUUUUAAUAUCGAUUGAAGGAUGAAGGAUUAACUACAGGAACUGAUGAAUGCUCUCAAAAAAUCAAACUCAUUAUUUUAGUUUAAAAAGAAUUUUUCUAGAAGUUCUUUCAAUACGCUUGGUUUAAAAGUUGAGUGAUAAUGAUGAUUAGUACAGUGUGUUUAAGAUCUUAAAAUUAUUAGCUUUGAGCGUCCAAAAUAUGCCUUGAAGUUUAUCUUUUAGAAAUUCUUUAGAUUUACAGGAAACUGGCUAUUUUUGGUUCCAGAUGGCGUUCUUGGUGUUGGCUUCUACUGGGUACUAGAACUUUGCUCGUUGAGCCGUUGCAAUUAGUUUAGUCUAACCAGUUUUUGUAUUGCUCCUGGUAGAGAUUGGGGAACACUCGUUUACAAUGAAGUUCCUCUAUGUAACGGUACCUGAAACACACCUGUUUAAAUUUGUUUCUUUUACACAAAUUAGGCGCUUUGUACAGGGACCGUAUCAAAACUCCAUAAUUUAUGGUGACCCCACUUAAUGAAUAUAGCUACUUGAGGAUCGUCAUUAGAAUACUUUUAUUGAGUUUAAAUACUUUGACUUGCUGCACAAAGUUUAUAAACAACACUCAUUCAGACACGUGCCCUAUAUAAACAGACUAUUGUCUUAGCAACUAUCUGAUACAAAGUAUUUGAUAUACAUUUGGAGUUUGGACAAUCGUGUUUUGAACUAUUCUUCAUUGUUAGGGAAGGUUUUGUGGAGCUGAGCCGGGGUGAUGAAGGCAGUAUGCACCCUGCACCGGUUUGAUUGACAUAAUAACGUGGGCACUGGGCAGGUAGCGAGGGGGGAGCUCAGCUCUGAGCAGUGAGCUCAGUCGAAUCGCGUUCGCCGCACGCUGUAGUCGCGUGAGCCGUGAGUUUGAACCACAACCGGAUCGUAUGCCGGUCCUGUCGGCGCGAUGGCGGCCCGCGGCUUGAAAGCUGCGUGAUGUUGAAGCAUGCUCAGCGGCCGCCGGCGGCGAACGAUGCCGACCACCGCUACCAGAACAUGCCGCGGCGGCCGCACCACCACCUCCCGCUCAACGUCUCCACCCUAGACUCCUCGAAGCAUUCCGUCGGAGGCACGUCUGCGAGCGUCAGCCCCGGCGCCCAGCCGCCCACGACCCCGGCCGCCAUCCCUGUCGUGACCCCAGUACCAGUCGUCUCACCGCCGAAACUAGCCAAUGGAAACGUUACAGGCGUCCCCAUUCCCCGCCCGACGCCUUCGAGGAGUCGAAGCACGCGAGCGGCCACGGAGGAGGCCCUCACGUCCUUAGCGUUACUGUGCCUCGUCAGCUUACUCCUGGCGUUGCUCGCCUUGUUGUUUCUCCUGAAGAUUUCCGCGCCGGCGACUAGCUCGCCCGAGGAAUUCGCUGUGGUGUACGAAGUGACGUUAGCUCUGUGUGCGUUGACACUAUCGUUGAACCUCUGUUGCUUACUAGUUUGUGCUAUCCAGUUCUUGUUCGCUGUGAAGCUGGUGCACUCCCCCUCAGCGCCUAACGGCCGAUCCAACAAAUAUUUGCAAAAGUCGGCCAUCACAAGAGUCUGUGCCGUAGGAGGCUUUUUUAUCUCAAUUCCAGUGUUUUUAACGGGUAUAAUCCUCUACACCUUCAUCCAGUUCCACUCAACACCAGCCAUCGUAACCUCAGUCUUCAUAGGAGUAGGCAUAAUCUUCUGCGGCUGUGCCAUGGUCCACAACGUGUUCGUGUGGCAGAAGGAGAAGACGAACUUAGUGAAAGCGUUCCGUUCUCCAGAGCUGAGCACGAGUAACAACGUGAACGCGAGUAGCAUGAGCGCGUGUAACGGCGUGGUAAUGGGCAACGGGCGCCUGAACAACACCGCGCUCAGCCUGCACAGCAUGCCGGCGCCCUACGCGCACCCCAUCACGCUGCUGCAGCAAGGCGGGCCCUAUAUCAUCAGGCCCCCAACGAGUACGCCGCCGGGUGAGGGCGCCGUCACACCGGGCGUGCCGGCCGCGACCAUCGACCUCAGCACGCACGACACGCACGAACUCAGCACGCUCGUCUGAACAAGUCUUAUAAAGUGUGCCAGAGAGCCACAAUAGGUCAUAGCUACCGUAUCACUAACACCCGUAUUCACAAACGUUACUAUGAGGUCUCAUAGUGCGCUCGAACGCACAGUGUCCGUUCCACCAAUCAGAUGACUGUAUCACGUCAA
This is a messenger RNA of Maniola jurtina (meadow brown), 2922 nucleotides long. RefSeq lists its product as uncharacterized. Bases 1694 to 2773 code for a protein of 359 amino acids. The transcript has 4 exons. NCBI's taxonomy places the organism in Eukaryota, Metazoa, Arthropoda, Insecta, Lepidoptera, Nymphalidae. The record is from RefSeq and is a predicted model, not a curated record.